AUGACAAACUCAAAAUUCGUAUUCAAGCAAACCAAGGAUGUAUCCAAAUUAAAAGAAUUAUUCACUUUAUGUGGAACUCAAUGGGGUGGCCCAUUAACACCGGAAGAAUUUGGUGUUACACUGGCGAAAUCAAUAGAAGAGUUCUUGAACUCAAAAGGUGGUACUGUAGUUGGUUUUUACUUGGAAGAUUCAACAAAUGAGAAUUUAAUAGUUGCAUGUACUAUAAUCAGGCAUCAAAAAGCAUUGUACAAACUUGCAGAUAGAUCAAGUAUAAUAUCAUCAACUCCAGAUCCUACGUUGUUUGGAGUCAAGAAUAUUACUGCAUUAUUAGUGAGCUUUGUUUUCACUCAUGAAAAAUACAGAAAACAAGGAUUAGCUGAAUCAUGUAUUUCACAAGCAAUUGAAUCCACUGAACAGACUAUAAUUGAUGAAAAAUUAGAAAAUAGUGUCGAAUCUCAAAUAGACAAUUUCAAAAAAAUGACAAUUAACGAUUACAAUGGUGGUGUUGAUAGGCAAUUAGCAAAUUAUUACUUAGGAAAAGAAUAUGUUUGGUUUUUGUAUUCAGGAGUUGAUACAUACUAUGAAAGGUUUGGUUUUAAACCUUAUCCUAUGGAUUUUUAUCAAAUACCAACGCCAAUGUUAACAAACGGUCAAGAAUUACUUUUAGAGACCUUAAUUGAAGAAUCAGAAAAGGAUCAACAAACCCAAUUAGAUACCAAAUCAAGAGCUGUGGGUAAAAGAAUAAAAUUAUUGAGAUGGGAUAACAAACAAGAUCAAGACAUUAUUGAGUUCAUAUAUCAGACCAAGGAAUUGGAGAUUUUAGCUGAAUUAAACAAGUUGACAUUUCACAGUGAUUUGCAAAGUGAUCACAAAUCAGCUACCUCUUUAACUGGAUUAACUAGCAUUUUGUCAAUGACAAAACAACAUGGUUCAAGUGGCGGAUUAUCCUCAAUAGCAGAAAAAUCACUCCAUCCUCAAUCUGGAAUAAAUAAUGCAACAGAUGGAUCUAGAAGGAAAUCAUCAGCUAUGAAUGAAACAAUCCCGAAGUUUUCAAUAAAACCAUCAUAUGCAGAUUUCAGAAGCAAAGCUGUGAUGGAGCAAGGAUUUGCAAAGACCAAGGAAAGCUUGGAAUUUUCAAAGAUUGAAGGAGCAAUACUCACAAACGAUUUACAAAACAGGUCAUAUUACAUAUUGUGGAACUCUUUGAAGGGAGAGUUUUUCAUUACUGGUAUGGGAGAAAUAUCUUAUGAAAGUUUGUUACCAAGUACAAAUCAACAUCGUAGAGGUUCAUCAUUUACUGGUUUGAACGAGUUAGGUGGAUAUAACUUCCAAGAUUUGGAUAUUUUGGUUGGCGCAGCUAUUUAUAAUGCUAAAAAGAGAAGUUCAAAAUUUAAAAACGUAUACGUAUCAACAACCGAUUUACCAAAUGAAAUUCCAGAUCCUGUAAUGUAUGAUUUUUUCAUAAAUUAUUUCCCAUUUUCAACAUUUGCUGAUGAAGAACAUCAUGAGGCAAAGAAAGAGCAAAGGGCAAAAGGUGAAGAAAAAGAUAAAAUUAGCUUAAUUGUUAAUGGAUCUAAAGAAGUAGGUGUCUUACCAAUGGUAAAAAAAUUUGGAUCAAAAAAACUAGAUUUCGAGUUGAAUUGGCUAGAUAAUGGUAUGUGGUGUUGGGGAUGA
This is a messenger RNA of Lodderomyces pseudojiufengensis, 1674 nucleotides long. RefSeq lists its product as uncharacterized. The coding region runs from base 1 to 1674 and encodes 557 amino acids. NCBI's taxonomy places the organism in Eukaryota, Fungi, Ascomycota, Pichiomycetes, Serinales, Debaryomycetaceae. The transcript has a single exon. The record is from RefSeq and is a predicted model, not a curated record.